This is a messenger RNA of Helianthus annuus (common sunflower), 861 nucleotides long. RefSeq names its product protein FAR1-RELATED SEQUENCE 5-like. Lineage: Eukaryota; Viridiplantae; Streptophyta; Magnoliopsida; Asterales; Asteraceae. The transcript has 4 exons. The coding region runs from base 1 to 861 and encodes 286 amino acids. The record is from RefSeq and is a predicted model, not a curated record.
AUGCAUGUUGAUUGUUCUCGGUCAUCUGAAGCCCCUGUUAGAUCCCCGGAUGUUGUGAUAUCCAACAAUUUCAUGAACAGCGCGUUUAAUGAUGACCAGGUUAUGGAUAAUGUAGAAGGGGAAGAUUCGCAUAUGCAGGCCAUGACUGUUGCUGUUUCUGGAUCAUCUCUUGGUCCUUCUAUGUUUGCUGAAUCAUCACGCGGCCAGUUAGACGGUUUUUCUGUAAAAAAAGGGCAAACUAAAGUCUGGAAUGGAAUUCCCACACACAAGUAUCUUCGAUGCUCAAAAUAUGGAAAACCACAACCAAAGAGGACUUUCGACACCCUAGAUGAAUCUUCUGUUAAGCACCGGAGGACCAACUUCACAUGGUGUGACUGUAAGGCAAGCAUGCUAGUCUCGAUCUCGAACGAUUCAUACACAGUUCUGAGUUUCAAUGAUAUUCAUAAUCAUGAACUUGUUGAGAGUUACAACCGUGAUCUUGGCAAGAUAUCAUGGAAGCUGUCAUUCUCCACGAAACAAUUUAUUCACAAUAUGAGUCUAAACCGCAUCGGACCAAUGAGAGCUUAUAGAUGUCUUGUAGCUUUAAAAGGAGGGCAUCACAAUGUCAAUGGGACUCCGGUGGAUUUUAAAAACUUUAGCCACCAGUUGCGAAUUUUUAUUGGUGAACGCGACGCACAAGUUUUCCUUGAACGCCUGCGUGAGCGUUUUGACAACCUACCCAACUUCUACUUUGAUUACACUGUAUCAAAUGGAAAGUUGUCUUCUGUAUUCUGGGCUGAUGAGAUUUCAAAGCUAAACUACAAAGCUUUUGGCGAUGUCCUCGCGUUUGACGCAACUUACAGCACAAACAGGCUUUCUUGA